GUUGGAAAUGUGUGAUGUGUUUUUUUGAUUGCCGCUAAAAAUUCUACAUUUUUUUUCACCGAAAAAGGAUAAAUCCUCUUCAUUAUUCGUUUGAUUAUAUCAAACAAUUCAAUCUGCAAACAAAAAAUGGAAUCAUCCGAAAAUUCAAACAAUCAACAAAUUGAUUUUGAUGAACCUAUUGGUCAACAAGAUUCACAAGCAAAACAAUCACAAUUACCAUCGAUUCAAACAAAAAGUUUAGAUGCUGAAACACGACGUAAAGCUAAAGCUGCAUAUGGAAAAGUAUUCAAUGAAAUUCGUUCUAUUAAUACGGAUAAAAAUGAUAAAAAUAUAGUAAAAAAAUUAAAAUCAUGUUUACAAGAAGAGGAUAAUUGUUUAUCAAAAUUCGGUAUCAAUGAAUUAUUAUCAAUGGAUGCAAAAAAUAUGGCCGCUGUUUCUGAACAAACUAUUAAUGUUGUGAAAAAAAUUACCGUUGUUAAAAAAUUUAAUAAACAUGAUUAUCGUCGUGCAUUACGUUUGCGUUUAUUACGUAAUUGUCAAACAAUUUCGAAUUCAAUCGAUCCGACUAAACAAUUACAAUUAGUUCAUCUAUAUCCAACUGGCAAACAAUUUAAUCAUAUUCAUCAUCUAACACCGGCUAUAAUACCAUCAUUUUCAAAUGAUUUUGAUGAUGAAAAUUUAACAACAAAUGUUAAACAACGAAAUACACAAACAAGACAUAAAUUACCGACAGGUGAAGCAACACAACCCGAACAAAAACAAUCAAACGAAAUGAAUAAUGUUGAUAAAUCGGAUAAACGUUUAAAACAUAUUUAUAAAUCAUUGAAAAAAUUGGAAAGAAAAAAUGAAAAUGGUGUACCAUUUUUUCAGGCAUUAUUACAUCCAAAUGAUUUUGCAACAACAAUUGAAAAUAUAUUUAAUUUAGCAUUUUUAGCAAGACAAUCACGUGCUAUAAUCGAUAAUCAAGAUGAUAAUUGUGGUGGUAAUGGUGUUGAACCACUUAUUAUAACCAAAGAACGUUCAUCAACUGAUGAUAAUGGUGAUGAUGAAAAUUUUAUUGAUGACCAUGAUACAUAUCAACAACAACAACAACAAUCAUCAACUGAAAUGAUGAAAAUUCCAAAUGACAAAGAACCAAUACAAUCAGCAUUAUCAUUCGAUAUGGAAACUUAUAAUUAUUUAUUAAAUUCAUUAUCAAUUAUACGACCAGCAAUCAAAGAUAAAUGAUUAAUCUUAAUACAACAUAUUUUUGUAUUUUUUUUUAAAUUACUAAUCCAAAC
Molecule: messenger RNA, 1280 nt
Organism: Dermatophagoides pteronyssinus (European house dust mite)
Lineage: Eukaryota; Metazoa; Arthropoda; Arachnida; Sarcoptiformes; Pyroglyphidae
Gene: Nse4
Product: SMC5-SMC6 complex kleisin component Non-SMC element 1
Biological process (GO): DNA repair
Cellular component (GO): Smc5-Smc6 complex; nucleus
Source: RefSeq, a predicted model, not a curated record